AUGUUCGUCAAUAUUUGCAUGGACAAAACGCUGAAGGGAGUAACGAAAAGAACCUUUCUAAGUCCUGAUUUCGUAAGUGCCGCCGAAAAUGAGGCUUCUGAUUCAGAGGCCGAGGCCGAAGGAGGGCCCGCUGACUCUGGCCAAGAGGACUCCUUCAAAUCUCUUACCCAUCGACGUGAUGAUCACCUACGGUCAGAGAUUUCUUCUCGGUCGAACUUAUCUGAUUCCCAUCACAAAUCAGUCAAGGAUGGCGACAGAACCGAGGCUUCCGCUCUUCAGAAAAAAUCUCCCGAUGGAGGAGGCAAAGCCGGUAAGGCAGGACAGACCGAGGAAAAGAUGGCCACCGGAAGAGUAAGUGAUGUUUUCUAUUUUCUGCUGACCCACUUCUGGGUGGUUAGUCUGUUUUGCACCAAUUUCGUUGUUAGAAUAUCAAAAGGAGAUGUUAGUUUUUUUUAA
Messenger RNA from Dibothriocephalus latus, 456 nucleotides. The record is from the annotation of a GenBank genome assembly. NCBI's taxonomy places the organism in Eukaryota, Metazoa, Platyhelminthes, Cestoda, Diphyllobothriidea, Diphyllobothriidae.